Molecule: messenger RNA, 1428 nt
Organism: Cannabis sativa
Lineage: Eukaryota; Viridiplantae; Streptophyta; Magnoliopsida; Rosales; Cannabaceae
Product: 2-methylene-furan-3-one reductase
Exons: 4
Coding region: 89-1252 (387 amino acids)
Biological process (GO): pteridine-containing compound metabolic process
Molecular function (GO): zinc ion binding; oxidoreductase activity, acting on the CH-CH group of donors, NAD or NADP as acceptor
Source: RefSeq, a predicted model, not a curated record
AUAAAUAAAAUAAAAAAAAAAAAAAAGUUAAAAUGUAGAGAAGAGUAGAGAAGAUAAGCCGUUAAGCCUUAAGGGACAGUUGGAAGCAAUGUAUGCCAUUGCCACUCUCACCUUCCCAACUCCCCAAUUGCGCCUUAAUCCACACCCAUUUUCCAUCACUUUCCCGGGAAUCUCUAAAACUUUCUCUUCUACUAUCUUCUCCUCACCCCACAAACUCUACCUUUCCCAUGUUCCUUCUCGUGCUCUCAGAGUCUCCGCUAGUUCCCAACCCUCUUCCCCUGCCUCAACCGAGACCUCGAAGCUCUCUUCUGUCCCAUCCCAGAUGAAGGCUUGGGUGUACGGAGAAUAUGGAGCUGUAGAUGUUUUGAAGUUGGAGAGUAAUGUUUCGGUCCCAGAAGUGAAAGAUGACCAGGUCUUGAUUAAAGUAGCUGCCGCUGCUCUUAACCCAGUUGAUUUCAAGAGAAGACUCGGCAAGUUCAAGGCCACUGAUUCACCACUUCCGACUGUUCCAGGGUAUGAUGUAGCUGGUGUGGUAGUAAAGGUUGGGAGUGAAGUGAAGGAGUUAAAAGUAGGGGAUGAAGUAUAUGGAGACAUACAUGAGAAAGCCUUGGAUGGUCCUAAGCAAUUUGGGUCUCUUGCUGAGUACACUGCUGUUGAAGAGAAACUUGUGGCCUUGAAACCUAAGAAUAUUGACUUUGCUCAGGCUGCUGCACUUCCUCUUGCCAUUGAAACUGCUUAUGAGGGCCUUGAAAGGACUGGAUUUUCAGCUGGAAAAUCUAUUCUUGUUUUGAAUGGUGCUGGUGGAGUUGGAAGCUUGGUCAUUCAGCUGGCAAAGCACGUAUUUGGUGCUUCAAGAGUUGCAGCCACUGCAAGCACAGGAAAACUGGAGUUCUUGAAAAGCUUAGGUGUUGAUUUGGCCAUUGAUUACACAAAAGAAAACUUCGAAGAUCUUCCAGAGAAGUUUGAUGUUGUUUAUGAUGCUAUCGGGCAAUGCGAUAGAGCAGUGAAAGCCAUUAAAGAAGGGGGAAGCGUAGUGGCCUUAACCGGAGCGGUUACGCCUCCUGGUUUCAGAUUUGUGGUCACUUCAAACGGUGAAGUUUUAAAGAAAUUGAAUCCAUAUUUGGAGAGUGGGAAAGUGAAGCCAAUCAUAGAUCCGAAAGGGCCAUUUCCAUUUUCACAGGUUGUUGAGGCUUUCUCUUACAUUGAAACCAACAGAGCUGUGGGGAAGGUUGUCAUUCAUCCAAUUCCAUAAGACGAAAUAUAUCUAAAUAAAUAAAAGCCAUUUUUUCAAGGCAUUUGAAUUAUAUACGCUAUGGAUAAUAUUGCACUAUAAACUCGAAAGUUAGUCUGUAUAAAUUAAUGGUAUAAGUGUUCAAUGUUCUCUACCAUUUUAAAUUUUACUUCCAUCUAUAAAUAUUACUUGUUUUA